Messenger RNA from Anopheles funestus (African malaria mosquito), 854 nucleotides. RefSeq names its product U11/U12 small nuclear ribonucleoprotein 35 kDa protein-like. The transcript is spliced from 2 exons. Gene Ontology annotation, molecular function: mRNA binding; snRNA binding. NCBI's taxonomy places the organism in Eukaryota, Metazoa, Arthropoda, Insecta, Diptera, Culicidae. The record is from RefSeq and is a predicted model, not a curated record. Gene Ontology annotation, biological process: mRNA splicing, via spliceosome. Gene Ontology annotation, cellular component: precatalytic spliceosome; U12-type spliceosomal complex. Bases 203 to 844 code for a protein of 213 amino acids.
GGUAACUCACGAGCCACUCACAGAAAUGUGAGUGGCGUAUUUGGCGCACAAACUUUACGUCAAACGUGUACGAGAUGUGCUAUAAAAAAUAUAAACAAACAACACUCCUAGGGACAAAAAUUAUUAAAACAGACACAACACAUUACUGUGACAGAUUUCUGCUAGAAAAUGCUUAAAAAGUUUGUGUUCUACUUACCGCACGAUGCAAUCUACAGAUGAUUCCGCCAAAACGAAGCGUUGGUCAAAGUAUGUGCGUGAUGUUUACGACCCGAUACAGGUCGGCUCAAUCGACGGAACGGACAAAGUGCCGCACGAUCGUGCACUGGUACGCGCCAUUAAUUCCAACUACCGACCCAAUCGGAAGGUGAAAGGCGAUCCGAUGCACACGAUCUUCGUUGGCCGGUUGGCACAUUCAGUCACGGAGGAACAGUUACGUUCUAAGUUUACACCCUUCGGCACAAUCGUUCACAGUCGGUUAGUUACUGACAUCAUUACUGGGCUGCCUCGCGGGUACGCUUUCAUUGAGUACAGCAAUCGAGACGAAGCGCUGCGAGCGAUCGACCGUAUGCACGGUGUAAGCAUUGACGGUAAGGAAAUUCUCGUCGAUGAGGAAUGGGAACGACGGCUGGAAGAUUGGAAGCCACGUCGGCUAGGUGGCGGUUUCGGAGGUAGGAAAAAAUCACAACAGCUACGCUUUGGCUGCAAGGUGCAACCGUUUCGAAGGCCCAUUGUGGAAGCAUCCGGCACCGGUGGUGUUUCGAGCGUGUGCGAGUGGAAUCGUCGUAUUCGUCAUCGGAAAGAGGAACCACCACGAUCCACCAGGGGGAACAGUGAUGGAAAGUAAGCAUGCAUGC